UGACCACGCCCCGCCGCACCUGCGACAGGUGGAGCGCGCGGCGCCUGGCGCUUGGCAAUGGCCGCGGCGGGCGCGGGGCCGCAGCCCGAACCGGGGCCGGCGCCAGGGUCCGAGCCUGGCGCGUUGUGCCCUGAGCACGGCCAGACUCUCGGCUGGUUCUGCAGCUCGGAGCGGCGGCCAGUGUGCGCCGCCUGCGCGGGCCCGGGCGGCCGCUGCAGGGAACACCGCGUCCGCCGGGCCGACGAGCACGCGGAGAAGCUGCGGAACAAGAUUGUGGACCAGUGUGAAAGGCUGCAGUUGCAGAGUGCUGGCAUCACCAAGUAUGUGGCUGAGGUUCUACUGGGGAAGAACCAACAAGCAGUGAGCACAGCCAGUGCGGCCAGGGAACUGGUUAUCCAGCGGUUGAGUGUGGUGAGGAGUGUUUGCGAGAGCGAGGAGCAGCGGUUGCUGGAACAGGUGCACGGCGAAGAGGAGCGGGCCCACCAGAGCAUCCUGACACAGCGGGCACACUGGGCCGAGGCCCUGCAGAAGCUCAACACCAUUCGCACCAGCCUGGUGGACAUGCUUACCCAUCUGGAUGACCACGAGCUGAUUAAAGAGCAGGAGAUUUUUGAAAGGACUGAAGAAGCAGAGGGCAUUCUGGAUCCCCAGGAAUCUGAAAAGUUAAACUUUAACGAAAAGUGCACCUGGAGCCCACUACUGACCCAACUCUGGGCAACAGCAGUUCUUGGGUCCCUCUCAGUAGGCACAGAGGAUGUACGCAUUGAUGAGAGGACCGUCAGCCCCUUCCUGCAACUGUCAGAUGAUAGAAGGACCUUGACUUUCAAUGCCAAGAAGACCAAGGCCUGUGCAGAUGGCCCAGAACGCUUUGACCACUGGCCCAAUGCCCUGGCUGCCACCUCUUUCCAGACUGGGCUGCAUGCCUGGUUGGUGAAUGUCCACAACAGUUGUGCCUAUAAAGUGGGUGUCGCCUCAGGCCAACUGCCCCGCAAGGGUCCUGGCAAUGACUGCCGCUUGGGCUACAACGCCUUCUCCUGGGUCUUCUCCCGUUACGAUCAGGAGUUUCGCUUCUCACAUAAUGGGCAGCACCAGCCCCUGGGGCUGCUGCGCAACCCGGCCCAAUUGGGUGUGCUUUUGGACUUGGAGGCCAAAGAGCUGCUCUUCUAUGAUCCAGCUUCUGGUACCGUGCUCUAUACCUACCACACUGUCUUCCCCACGCCUCUCUUCCCAGUCUUUGCUGUGGCUGACCAGACCAUCUCCAUUGUCCACUGACCUCUGGCCACAGAAAGGCCAACUACAUGUCCCUACUGCCCUUUCAAGUCAAGCCACAUUUCCACCCAGUGUCCUUUUCCCAAAUGAUGUGUGUGAUGUUUCUACAGAAAAGAUGGCCCAUGCUUGAUGAGCAGAUUUAGGUGCUAUGGGAAAUCUGUUUGACUGGGCACAAUCUUUAAAUGCCAGCCAUCUGUGCAGAACUUGCUGCUCCCUGCCCCUUUGUCUCCGAAAUCCACCACGAUUCUGCCCCUCCGGCAUCCAGCACAGGGCCUGGGGCAUAGUGGCUGUGCAAUAAUUAUUAGGUAAGUGAAAAGAAGGAUGGGUGGACAGACAGGUAACUGGGCAGAUGUGGUAGUUUCUAGAGAAGCACUUUAGCCCCGACCCUGAGCUUUGUGUGUGUGGAAAUGGUCCUCUGCAGAGAAGCCUGUGGCUGGUUUCUUUAUCCUCUCAGUUCAGUGCUUAUCAGUCUUGUUCAUGACACCCGCAUAGGGAAAAUAUUUUUCUAGCCACACAAACACAACCUAGAAGGGACACAAUGAUUAGACUGCACCUGCCAGAAGAUUCUGGCCUGGCAGUGCCAUAUCCCACUCUGGUUCCUGCCCUAGCACUCAGAAGACAGAAGGACCCUAUCUCCAGGUACCUGACUGCACCCCAGCCAUGGGCAUCUGUCCUUCAGGCUGAGGGCCAGCUGUCCCCACCUGAAAUAAGGGGAACUGCCUUCCUACUGUGGCUAUGCUCCCCACUGUAGCCUCUCAGACCUAAAGUGAAGGCCUGAGUGAGGGCUUCCAACCAGAAAGUACUGACAAGUACGAGGGAACAAGGAACAUGAACAUUAUUAAAGGGCUUAAGAAACUGA
Molecule: messenger RNA, 2128 nt
Organism: Cavia porcellus (domestic guinea pig)
Lineage: Eukaryota; Metazoa; Chordata; Mammalia; Rodentia; Caviidae
Gene: Bspry
Product: B-box and SPRY domain containing
Exons: 6
Coding region: 58-1272 (404 amino acids)
Biological process (GO): protein ubiquitination
Cellular component (GO): cytoplasm
Molecular function (GO): protein binding; ubiquitin protein ligase activity
Source: RefSeq, a predicted model, not a curated record